AUGCGAGAUUUCUCAACAAGUCUCCGCCGAUUCAGCCAAGUUUUUCCAGCAUCAUGGCUCAGGUUCUAUUUCAUAAUGGCCUCAAGAAGCCAAGCCGGCGUUAUUUCCAAUCAUCCUCUAAGUGAAAAAAUAAAUCAACCAUCGUAUUCAUUAUCUUCCUCUUCGCUUUCUAAUCCUAACAAUUCACUUGUUUCACUAACUUCACUUCCAAUUGAACUUGUAUCAGAAAUCUUUUGUAGACUUCCAGUGAAGCUUCUCCUUCAACUUCGAUGCCUCAACAAAUCUCUAAAUUCUUUAAUCUCUGAUCCAAAAUUCACAAAAAAGCAUCUUCAAAUGUCAAUCACGCGCCACAACGUCGUCUUAAAAUCCAAAGAUAAGUCCCAUGUAAUCUCUUACCCACUUCAAUCCAUUUUUAACUCAAUCAUCCUUAACCCUACCCAACAUGAUAUCCCUUUCAACGAAAAACACUUCAACAUCAUCGGAUCUUGUGAUGGAAUCCUUUGUUUAGUUGUCAACCUAUUCUCUGUUAUUCUAUGGAACCCUUCCAUUCAAAAGUUCAAAAGGUUACCUUCUUUGAAAAAUCCAUUUCAAAGAGAUAGAGAUGUUAAUGUGGAAUAUGGUUUUGGAUAUGAUACAUCAAUUGACAUUUAUAAGGUGGUUGCUAUUUUUAUUAAUGCUAGUGUUAAAAAAGCUAAAAUUAAGGUUCAUGUUUUGGGUACUAAUUCUUGGAGAAUGAUUCAAGGGGAUAUCCCUGUUCCGGUUAUUGGAUCAUUGUGUUUUGUGAGUGAAAUGUUAAAUUGGUUGGAUUAUACUGAUUAUAAUAUUAUCUCUUUUGAUAUGGUGAAUGAAUCAUAUAACAAGUUUAUGCUACCUAAUUAUGGAGUUGAAAAUAUAGCUAGUGUGGUUUUAGAUGUAUUGAAGUGUUGUUUGAGUAUCAUAGUUCAAAGAUAUGAUUUUUGUGAUGUUUGGCAAAUGAAGCAAUAUGGAAAUGAAGGGUCAUGGACUAAAUUGUGUCGAGUUUCUUUUCCUUCGUUUGUUACCCAUGCUAAGGCAUUAUGGAUUUUCGACGAUGAUCAAUUCUUGCUGGUACGUGAAGAAUUAUUGAAAACGGAUAUGGUUGCUUUCGAUAUUAAUAGUAGUAGUUUUAUGAUUCCAAAGAUGCAAAUUAGUGAUGGCUUGGUUUACGCUAAAAUGAAAAUGUCAGACCCUAAUAUUGAGGGUCUAUCGAUACAUGAUGAAGGCGAAGAAGAAGGUUUCUGUUUUGAUGUGAAAAACGGUAGCGUUGAAGCGGUUGAUUUUGCUGGUGUCUUGUAA
Molecule: messenger RNA, 1314 nt
Organism: Vicia villosa (hairy vetch)
Lineage: Eukaryota; Viridiplantae; Streptophyta; Magnoliopsida; Fabales; Fabaceae
Product: F-box/kelch-repeat protein At3g23880-like
Exons: 3
Coding region: 1-1314 (437 amino acids)
Molecular function (GO): protein binding
Source: RefSeq, a predicted model, not a curated record